Molecule: messenger RNA, 1979 nt
Organism: Drosophila bipectinata
Lineage: Eukaryota; Metazoa; Arthropoda; Insecta; Diptera; Drosophilidae
Product: acetyl-coenzyme A transporter 1
Cellular component (GO): membrane
Molecular function (GO): acetyl-CoA transmembrane transporter activity
Source: RefSeq, a predicted model, not a curated record
CAAUUCCGCUGCAAUAAAUAUUUUGGAACGUCAACAAACAUAUGCCACGGCCUAAAAAACUUGAGCUGGCAAAAAUGAUUUAAUUAAACUAAAAUCAGAUUCGAUUUAUGGAAUUUCACAAAAAAGCUUAAGAAUUGAGUGACGUGGACCUAGUUUGUUUUUUUUUCGUUUGGUGAUUAGGGGAACAGGACUUCAGAAUGUCGGCGAUUCGGAGGAAGAAGGAAGGAAGCGAUGGGGAUCGCGAGUUGCUGGUUGAGGAGUCCUCCAGAGCCGAAGUUCUGCAUAAAGAUGAACCAAAACCAGACAUCCGGGGGGACAGACAAAACAUAGCCAUACUUCUGUUUCUGUAUAUACUGCAGGGUAUACCCAUUGGCCUGAUUGCCGCUAUUCCCAUGCUCCUGCAGAACAGGGGAGCCAGUUACAAGCAGCAGGCAGAGUUCUCCUUUGCCUACUGGCCAUUUAGUUUAAAGCUUCUCUGGGCUCCCAUCGUGGACUCCCUGUACAUCCGACGAUUUGGCCGCAGGAAAUCCUGGCUGGUGCCGGUGCAGUACUUGUUGGGUGCCUUCAUGUUGCUGCUCUCCCUGCAUGUGGAUCAAUGGCUCGGCGGGAACGGCGUGGAACCGAAUGUGCCACUUCUAACGCUACUCUUCUUCCUGCUUAACUUCCUGGCCGCCACCCAGGACAUUGCCGUAGAUGGCUGGGCGUUGACCAUGCUGAAGCGAUGCAAUGUGGGCUACGCUUCCACCUGCAAUAGUGUCGGACAGACCGCUGGCUACUUCCUGGGCUACGUAGUGUUCAUUGCCCUGGAGUCCAAGGACUUCUGCAACACCUACCUCAGGGACUCGCCGCUGGAAGAGAGCAUGAUCACGCUGCCUCGUUUCCUCUGGUUCUGGGGCAUCACCUUCAUAGUGGCCACCACAUUGGUUGCCGUUUUCAAAAAAGAAAACGACAUUGAGGAUGCCCACAUGGAUGCCCGCUACACAGAGGAGCACGAGCUGAACAUCCACCAGAGCUACAAGAUCCUGUGGGACAUGGUACGCAAGCGUCCCGUUCAAAUAUUGGCUGUUAUCCUGCUGACUGUGAAAGUAACCUUUGCCGCUUCGGAUGCGGUAACGAGUCUAAAAUUAAUUGACGCCGGAGUGCCUAAGGACAAGCUGGCAUUGCUGGCCAUACCUCUGAUUCCCCUGCAGCUCAUCCUGCCGCUGGCGGUGGGACGUUAUACCAACGGACCGCGUCCCAUGGACGUUUACCUGAAAGCUAUACCCUACCGCAUUAUCAUGGCCUCGGUGGCCACUCUCUUCGCCUAUGCCACACCGUACAUUAUCAAGGGAGGAUCUCCCCCAAUCUAUUACUACGUUUUGUUGGUCACCAGCUAUGCGAUCUACCAGGUGUUCCUCUACUCCAUGUUCGUGGCUGCCAUGGCCUUCUUUGCCAAGAUCUCGGACCCCGCUGUGGGAGGCACAUACAUGACUUUCCUCAAUACUCUGUGCAAUCUGGGUGGAAAUUGGCCCAACACAGUGAUACUGUGGUUGGUCGACGUUCUAACCUGGAAGCAAUGCUCCACCAACCCUGCCAACGAAUGUCUCGGGAAGGAGCAGCAGCAGAGCUGUGAAGCAUCGGAGGGCAAGUGCGAGAUCGCCUUCGAUGGCUAUUACCUGGAGUCUGCCAUCUGCGUGGUGUACGGCAUAUUGUGGCUGCUUAUCGCCCGGAAGUGGAUCGUCCACCUUCAGGAUCUCCCAGUGCGUUCCUGGCUGGUAGUGAAGAAGAAGUUGAGGUAGCAAUCAAUCGUGUGAUUAGGAGUCAGAUCCAAAUCCAGCACCAAUUCGUAGGUACAAGCAGCUAGUUUUAGGACUAGGAAGAGGACGUUUGCAUUCUGUAGGCUAGCGAAAUUGAAAAUUCCCGCCUUGUAUUGUUUUUCGUAUAACACACAACUUAAAUCGAUUCCAAUGGAAAUAAAAUUAAAUGUUGAAUAGAGCGAA